This is a messenger RNA of Gastrolobium bilobum, 1290 nucleotides long. Its product is annotated as cyclin-dependent kinase C-2-like. NCBI's taxonomy places the organism in Eukaryota, Viridiplantae, Streptophyta, Magnoliopsida, Fabales, Fabaceae. The coding region runs from base 1 to 822 and encodes 273 amino acids. The record is from RefSeq and is a predicted model, not a curated record. The transcript has 5 exons.
AUGAUCGCUGAAUAUGGCAAACUUCAUUCCAUACAAGAAAUGCCUCCACUGUUUCAAUCCAAAAACAAUUGCAGCAAGCUCAAGGUCGAGGUUUAUGUUUCCGAAAAGCCGUCAAUCUCCUCUCUUCCGCUUCAUGUUCAUCAACGUGCUCUACACGUGGUUGACGAACUUCUGCUUUUGAAUCACUCAAAACGAAUUACUGCAAAGGAUGCACUUGAUGCUGAGUAUUUCUGGACGGAUCCUUUACCAUGUGAUCCUAAGAGUUUACCCAAGUAUGAGUCGUCACAUGAGUUUCAGACAAAGAAAAAGCGCCAGCAACAACGGCAAAAUGAAGAAAAUGCUAAGCGUCAGAAAAUGCAACACCCACAGCAGCACACUCGUCUUCCCCCAAUUCAGCAAUCUGGGCAACAUGCUCAAAUGAGGUCAGGACCUAACCAACCAAUCCAUGGCUCUCAACCCCAAGUUGCUGCAGGACCUACUCAUCAUUAUGGGAAGCCUCGAGGGCCAUCUGGUGGGCCAGGAAGAUAUCCCCCCGGUGGGAACCCUAGUGGAGGAUACAAUCAUCCAAAUCGUGGAGGUCAAGGAGGAGGUGGUUAUGGCAGUGGGCCUUAUCCUUCCCAAGGGCGGGGGGCACCUUAUGGGUCCAGUGGUAUGCCUGGUGGUGGUCCUCGUGGUGGUGGGGGUGGGGGUGGUGGUAGCGGCUAUGGAGUUGGAGCUCCAAAUUAUCCCCAACAAGGUGGUCCAUAUGGCGGGUCAACUGCUGGCCGUGGCUCAAACAUGAUGGGUGGAAACCGCAAUCAACAGUAUGGCUGGCAGCAGUAAAUGAACUUUCUUAUAUUGAUCCAAAUUAGUGUUGUGAUUUGGUGAUUCUCUGAUGUAUUUGAGAAAUAUCAGGUAAAAAUUGAUGGAUCAAGUUAUUGAGAAAAAGUUUUGAGAUAUGGCCUCAAUGGAUAAUAGAUUAUUGAGAUAUAAUAUUACUUGAAGUGCCUGGAAGCAUUUGUGAUGCAUGCACCUUAGGUGAUGUUUGGUGCUGCUUGUCAUAAGGGGACCUUAAAAGUGGAGUGAACUUCUGAUUUGUAGUUUUUUCUUAUGUGCCAUAGAUUCCUCUGUAUUAUGUAUGAAUGAUAGCAGCAUGCUUUAAGAUGUGUAACAAGCUGCUCUUCUUACUGAUAUUCUUUCUGGGAUACUACCUUAUACCAUGUUUUGUUUUGUUUUGUUUUGUUUUACACUUAUAGUGCAUUUUGCUUUGUAACAUAAAUUUUUUCCAUUGUAAUAUGAUGUCCGAAAAUA